Messenger RNA from Hypanus sabinus (Atlantic stingray), 1748 nucleotides. RefSeq names its product transmembrane protein 273-like. Lineage: Eukaryota; Metazoa; Chordata; Chondrichthyes; Myliobatiformes; Dasyatidae. The record is from RefSeq and is a predicted model, not a curated record. Bases 76 to 315 code for a protein of 79 amino acids. The transcript has 5 exons.
UCCAGGAAGUUGGGUGUUACAGAAAUAAGGAAGAAUUUGAGCACGUAUUUUCUCCUUCUCCUUCAGGCUAAAGCAAUGGAUCAUAAGAGAGAUUAUUUCACAACAAAAGCAUCUGCCAAUGGAACAUCCAAGGAUGGUGAUGAAAUUGAAAUGAAGUAUGCCUUGAUGGGAGCUGGAAUAGGAAUAUUUCUAGUUGUCUCAUUUGUCUUGGUUAAGAUUUACAUGAUUAAAAAACACAUCUAUGAAAAUGAGUUAUCAGAUCCUCCAUCCAGGCAAAGCCAGUCAUUAAGAGAAGAGAGACACAGAAUUGCCUAGAACCGAAAGUCACAGGAGCAGUGAGUGGGCUGUAAGCUUGGACAGCUGCUUCGCUGAAGAAGAGAUGUUUGUGUUUGCAGUUACCACUUGGGACAAGUUUGGAUCCAUUUCUGGAUAUUACAUGGAAUACACAAUUUAUUUAGUAUUGAAAUAAGAUCUUUAGUUUAUCCCAGCACUAACAUUCAGCUCCAUGCUACCUUUCCCCAGUGAAUUCUGUCAGCAGAACCAUCCAUUCCUGCCUCUAUGAUAUCCUUACCGAGAUUCCGUUUAUCCCAUUUAAUUUGGUACUUCUUGUAGUACCCUGCCCAUCUUCACUCACUGGAUAAACAAAGUGCUUAGUUUUCUAAUGGAUUUGUUAGGCUUGAUACUGAUUUUUUUUAUUAGAUUUUUUAUUUUUUUAACUUUUUUGUUGAAUAAUGUAGUAUUCAUGUUACAUGAAACUUAGCACUUUUAAUCUUAAACUGCGGUCACACCAUGCCGUUAGACUGCCUCUUGAAGCAAAUGUUGACCACAGCCCACUGGCCCAUACCAGCUGUCUCGAUUCUGGUACCUGUGGCCAUUAAAGUAUUUGCACAGGCAGAUUCCUAUCAAUUGUAACAGAUGUUGUAAAUAGUAUUAGGAAAGUGCACAAACAAGUAGAUUUAGGAUGUAUCUCAAAUGUUCACACUCACACAGUAAUUUUGCGUGGUUCCUCAUUUUCAAAGAUCUUGUGUCCUUUCCAACAGUGCAAGCCUGUAAGGAAGGAUCAUUCCUAAUCACCAGCUCCCAUAGCUGCAGACUGCUGUCAGUGCCGGUGACCAGCAGAAAUGCAGGACAAUACUCUUGUGAAACAUACGUUCAAAUGCACAUGCAGCAAGCUGAUAUUGUGUGCAAUAAUUCAGAGUACGAGCACCAGCACAGAGCAGACGGGGCUGGAUGUCUCAAUCCUGUGCUGUAAAUCUCAUGUCAUUCCAAGCAGCCCCACUCUAAACUGCAUUACAGCCAUGCAACAUCUUGACUGUGUGCUGCUAAUAUUUAGUAGCUUUGUAGUUAUUUCAGGAGAUUGUAUAAACCAGAACCUUGUUGUUUUGUUGCUAAACAUGGCAAUAUCCUCUUUUUUACUGUGUGUUUUGAGUCAUAUGUGUUCUGUGUCUGUAAAAUUAAUAGGUAUAAUUAAUAAAUUGUUAGUUGCAAAUUUAUAAAAUCGGCCGACUUCUGAAUGGUGAGCAGCUGGACGUGAAAUUCCUCUAUUCAAGUACUCUUCUCCAUCCGGUUCUAAUUUCCCUCCAGGCCUGAUGGCCUCCUGUCAGUCCCGAUCUCUCAGUCCCUCUGCAAGUUUCAAUCUUCCUUUGCAGCUUUUCCUGCCCAUGUUGCAUUUUGUUUACAACAAACUAAAUGUGCUCACCAAAAAGCACAUUUCCUCGUUUGAUCCCAAUCAAAAGCAAUUAGAAAGC